AUGGCCCCGAAUAAAGGAAAGGAGUCGCUCCUAGAGCUCUGCAAGAGUACGAUCGCCUUGGGAAAUAGCAUCGCUGUCCACACACUGGAAUACCUGAGCAUCUCCAAGCAUCCAAAGCAAGGCUUCAAGGAGCUGGCUAUCGAGUUCUUGGAAGCUAGUCGAGCCCUCUUUCCCGCACGAGCUGGUCUAUCUCGAUCAAACUCCAACUUUCCAGCCGACGUCACGCAAGAGCUCUAUGAGCGCUUCGACCAGACGAGAAAUGCUUUCACUGUCAUGGACCAGAUGGUUAACAAGCUGCUCAGCGGCGAAAAGAAAAACGGCUUCGGCAAGCUGGGCAAAAACUUCCGGAUGAUGUUCACGGAAAGUGAAAUCGACCGCCUGAGGAUAUCGCUGGCACAAUGCCGAGCGGCUUUGAGUAUCUCUGCGCUGAUGUUUUCCUCCACAAUGGGAUACCAAAAGAUUGAGCCAGCCGCUGGGAUAGGCUACACCGCAUUAGCUGCUAUCCUGGAAACUUCCGACCCUACACAACCUAAGACCUCCCCUCCACUCACUCCUACAGAGAAGGCCAUCGCCAAUCUUUCCCCCGACCGCAGGCCGUUGCCCCCAGCACCAUCCUCUCCAACUUCGCCAUCAGCUUUACAAGUCCCGGAUGCGUUCACUCCCCGGAUCUCUUCGCUACCUCUACGCGACAUGUACGCACCAAGCGUUACAGAGAGCACCAGCCUCCACCAUCGUCCCACUGGAAGCUCUGAUAGCAAGAUGACCCCAAUGACACACGUAUUCAGCGACCGGCAAUCCUUUGCUGAGACCGACGUCACCUCUAUCAUGUCGAAAGCGCAUACUAUGGACAACAUACAACUCCACCUUCCUGGUGACAAGGUCCCAAAAACUGCCAUCCGAGUCACAGAUGAUCCUACCAGAGCUCCGCGUCGCAAACCCAGAUACAACACUCAUGCGGGAUCAGAAGCUUCAAAGGGGGCACUUUCCAGUGCCAUCCAACAAAAAGAUCACAAGAUGGUGGAACAGCUCCUCGACUGCGGCGUCGUCCCGGAAUCAAACCUACUCGGGUCAGCUGUCAUCAACCAUGAUCUCGAGAGCGUCCGCAUGCUGCUCAUCUUUGGAGCGGAUGCCAACAUCGUCGACAAGGACGGUUCAACUCCGCUCUACACUGCCACCGGCUCGGCCUUUUACGAAGCCGCUCAGCUGCUCCUCGAGUAUGGUGGCGACUCAAACAUCUCCGCCGGCCCAUAUGGCGAAAGUCCAUUUGCGGUGUCUUUGACUCCGAGCAAGUCUCACUUGUCGCAACUAUACCUUCAGUACGGCGCUGAUCCCAACGCUAUCAUGGGCAAUAACGAGACGCCAUUUACGCAAGCUAUGAACAAGAGCACACCGGCCAGCUUGAUCGAGACUAUGCUUGUGUACGACGCGGAUGCCAAUUUCAAAAACGGCCGUGGAGAAACGCCCUUGUUCAAAGCCAUCGGUGCUGAACGCUUGGAUCUCGUCACCAUGCUGCUUGAUCAUGGCGCUGAUCCCAACCUGCCGGGCCCGAAGAUCAUGCUGUGGCCCGCUGUUCAUCAUUCGCGAAUCCUUGAGAUUCUCCUGGAGCGUGGUUCGGACCUCCGUCGCGCGCCCGGUGUGCUUGAGCUGGCUACGUCUAUCAACUCUCGCAAAGCCAUCGAUCUGCUGCUCAAGCACGGCGCGGACCCUAACGCCAAGAAGGAUGGAAUCUACACACCACUAUGUUCCGCAAUCCGGGACAACCACGAGGACCUUGUCGAGUUGUUGAUUGCAGCCGGAGCCGAUCCAAAUCUCACGGCCCUAGAGUUCCCGACAUACAAGUGCGUCACCUACCACCGGUCUCACAUCCUUCCUCGUCUUCUUGCGGCUGGCGCAGACUUGCACACUCCCAAGGGAAUCGUCGAGCACUGCGUGCUGCAAAAUGAAACGACCGCCAUGCUCUGGCUCCUGGAGCACAAGGUCGACCCGAACGUGCGCAACAAGAACGGCCAUACCGCUUUGACUACCGCCAUUCGCGAGCAUCGCAUGGAAAUGAUCGAUGUACUUCUGUCUCACGGCGCGGACCCUGGCAUUCGCGGUCAAGACUGGCCAAUCUCCAUGGCUGUCAAGACGGCUCCCAUUCUUGCCAAGCUGCUUCCUCACAUUCCUACCUCUCGCAUCAACAAAGGAGCAGUAGAAAUGGCCGUCGUCGCCAACCAACUCGAAAGCGUCAGAUUGCUCAUCCAGAAAGGCGUGGACGUGGAAGAGAAGAACGGCGGUGUCUUCAGUCCUCUGACGACUUCCAUUCGCGAGAACCGCAAGGAAAUCUUCCGGUACCUCAUCGAUGAAGCCGGCGCGGAUCCCAAUGCCCCCGGCGAGCACCUGCCCAUCAUCAAGGCGAUCCGUCGUCAUCGAGAAGACGACAUGUCAUACAUUGAGCAUCUCCUAGCCAAGGGUGCGGACCUCAACCUGAUGUACAGAGGCUGGAAUGCAGUCCUCCAAGCCGUCGACAACGGUGACGUGAAAAUUCUGAGAUUGUUGGCAUCCAAGGGGAAUCCAGAUCUCUCCGCACGGGACGAGAAUGGACGGAGUGUGCACGACGUUAUGGAAGAGAGGGGCCUCCAAGAGGAGGAGAUGAUCUUGACCGGCGGUAGGAGUCCGAGUCCGAAGGUGCAAGUUGCCCUGGGACAAUUGAGGGAGUUGGUCUUGUGA
Messenger RNA from Lecanosticta acicola, 2709 nucleotides. The record is from the annotation of a GenBank genome assembly. NCBI's taxonomy places the organism in Eukaryota, Fungi, Ascomycota, Dothideomycetes, Mycosphaerellales, Mycosphaerellaceae.